CAAGCAGAGCCCCAUGGGCUAAAAGGUCAAAGGGCAUCCAGAGGAUGUCUGAGCACUUUAACUAUAAUCUUUACCAGUGUGUGGGUUUAUUUUGCUCUCCAUUACAGUUUGAUUAAAUCAGUCACCUGAGAACACCAUUCCCUUAAACUGGUGCCGGGCUGCACCGCUGGUACGGGGUCCUGUGGGCCAAUUGGUAUGGGGGUCCUGUCGGCCGGUAGAGUGGUGUCUGGAGCCUUAAUACCUGCCUCUGCUUUGUAAUCAGAUUAUUCAGAGGGUAAUGCUGAGACUCUGGGGUCGAAAGGUCACGGUGUAACACAGAAGUCACUAAACCAGUAAAGUUUAAAGGGUCAUGGUGAGAAGGGCGCACUUCAGGCAGAGAGAGAAGGAGCAUAUUUUAUUGAUUUACCAGCGUUCUUGAUUGAAUAAAAAAAAAAGGUGAAAGGUGCCAAAGUGAAGGAAAGGUUUUGACUCUAAGCUACACGGGUGGCUGUGUAUAUAGACAUGUGGGAUGGACCUGGGCUCGACGUCACAUGCGUUUCUCAAAACACCACGUAGAUUUAACCGUCAUUGGAGAAUGUGUCGAUACGUUAUUGACAGGAUGGACAGGAAAGGCAGCGCUGCUCUGAUUAGCUUUUUCCGUUCAAAUCCGACCUUAACAUCAAUACAGACGACGAAUCAGCAUCCUAGAGAGAGAUUGUCACCGAUGUCUGCAAAUAUUGAGGCUUAUUCUUUGGCACGUUAUUGUGCACAUCUUGUUACACAUCAUGAAAUAUUAAGGUAAAAAUCACAGACGGUAGCCAACAAUUAGCAAAAGAGUACUCAAUCGAGCAUGAACAUUACAUUUUAUUUUAAUAUGAUUGAAAUAAUCUCAGCAAAAAAAAAGGAAACGUUCUCUCACUGUCAACUGCAUUUAUUUUCAGCAAACUUAACAUAUGUAAAUAUGUGUAUGAACAUAACAAGAUUCAAAAACUGAGACAUAAACUGAACAAGUUCCACAGACAUGUGACUAACAGAAAUGGAAUAAUGUGUCCAUGAACAAAGGGGGGGGGGGGUCAAAAUCAAAAGUAACAGUCAGUAUCUGGUGUGGCCACCAGCUGCAUUAAGUACUGCGGUGCAUCUCCUCCUCAUGGACUGCACCAGAUUUGCCAGUAUUUGCUGUGAGAUGUUAAGGUUUAAACACUGUUUCUCAUGCUUGUUCAAUGAACCAUAAACAACUAAUGAACAUGCAUCUGUGGAACGGUCGUUAUUAAGACACUAACAGCUUACAGACGGUAGGCAAUUAAGAUUAACAUUUAUGAAAAGUUAGGAUACUAAAGAGGCCUUUCUACUGACUCUGAAAAACACAAAAAGAAAGAUGCCCCGGGUCCCUGCUCAUCUGAGUGAAUGUGCCUUAGGCAUGCUGCAAGGAGGCAUGAGAGCUUAUGCCUAACCCUAACCACACUGCUAACCCUAACCACACUGCUAACCUUAUGCCUAACCCUAACCACACUGCUAACCCUAACCACACUGCUAACCCUAACCACACUGCUAACCCUAACCACACUGCUAACCCCAACCACACUGCUAACCCUAACCACACUGCUAACCUUAUACCUAACCCUAACCACACUGCUAACCUUAUGCCUAACCCUAACCACACUGUUAACCUUAUACCUAACCCUAACCACACUGCUAACCUUAUACCUAACCCUAACCACACUGCUAACCUUAUACCUAACCCUAACCACACUGCUAACCCUAACCACACUGCUAACCUUAUACCUAACCCUAACCACACUGCUAACCCCAACCACACUGCUAACCCUAACCACACUGCUAACCUUAUACCUAACCCUAACCACACUGCUAACCUUAUACCUAACCCUAACCACACUGCUAACCUUAUGCCUAACCCUAACCACACUGCUAACCUUAUACCUAACCCUAACCACACUGCUAACCCUAACCCCACUGCUAACCUUAUGCCUAUCCCUAACCACACUGCUAACCUUAUACCUAUCCCUAACCACACUGCUAACCCUAACCACACUGCUAACCUUAUACCUAACCCUAACCACACUGCUAACCCUAACCACACUGCUAACCUUAUACCUAACCCUAACCACACUGCUAACCUUAUACCUAACCCUAACCACACUGCUAACCUUACACAUAAUCCUAACCACACUGCUAACCCUAACCACACUGCUAACCUUAUACCUAACCAUAACCACACUGCUAACCUUAUACCUAACCAUAACCACACUGCUAACCUUAUACCUAACCCUAACCACACUGCUAACCUUACACCUAAUCCUAACCACACUGCUAACCAUAACCACACUGCUAACCUUAUACCUAACCCUAACCACACUGCUAACCUUAUACCUAACCCUAACCACACUGCUAACCCUAACCACACUGCUAACCCUAACCACACUGCUAACCCUAACCACACUGCUAACCCUAACCACACUGCUAACCUUACACCUAAUCCUAACCACACUGCUAACCCUAACCACACUGCUAACUUUAUACCUAACCCUAACCACACUGCUAACCAUAACCACACUGCUAACCUUAUACCUAACCCUAACCACACUGCUAACCUUAUACCUAACCCUAACCACACUGCUAACCUUAUACCUAACCAUAACCACACUGCUAACCAUAACCACACUGCUAACCUUAUACCUAACCCUAACCACACUGCUAACCUUAUACCUAACCCUAACCACACUGCUAACCUUAUACCUAACCCUAACCACACUGCUAACCUUAUACCUAACCCUAACCACACUGCUAAUCCUAACCCAACUGCUAACCCUAACCACACUGCUAACCCUAACCACACUGCUAACCUUAUGCCUAACCAUAACCACACUGCUAACCUUAUACCUAACCCUACCACACUGCUAACCCUAACCACACUGCUAACCCUAACCACACUGCUAACCUUAUACCUAACCCUAACCACACUGCUAACCUUAUACCUAACCCUAACCACACUGCUAACCUUAUACCUAACCCUAACCACACUGCCAACCUUAUACCUAACCCUAACCACACUGCUAACCUUAUACCUAACCCUAACCACACUGCUAACCCUAACCACACUGCUAACCCUAACCACACUGCUAACCCUAACCACACUGCUAACCUUAUACCUCACCCUAACCACACUGCUAACCAUAACCACACUGCUAACCUUACACCUAAUCCUAACCACACUGCUAACCCUAACCACACUGCUAACCUUACACCUGAUUCCUAACCACACUGCUAACCCUAACCACACUGCUAACCUUAUACCUAACCCUAACCACACUGCUAACCCUAACCACACUGCUAACCUUAUACCUAACCCUAACCACACUGCUAACCUUAUACCUAACCCUAACCACACUGCUAACCUUAUGCCUAACCCUAACCACACUGCUAACCCUAACCACACUGCUAACCUUAUGCCUAACCCUAACCACACUGCUAACCUUAUGCCUAACCCUAACCACACUGCUAACCUUAUACCUAACCCUAACCACACUGCUAACCUUAUGCCUAACCCUAACCACACUGCUAACCUUAUGCCUAACCCUAACCACACUGCUAACCUUAUGCCUAACCCUAACCACACUGCUAACCUUAUGCCUAACCCUAACCACACUGCUAACCUUAUGCCUAACCCUAACCACACUGCUAACCUUAUGCCUAACCCUAACCACACUGCUAACCUUAUACCUAACCCUAACCACACUGCUAACCCUAACCACACUGCUAACCUUAUACCUAACCCUAACCACACUGCUAACCUUAUACCUAACCCUAACCACACUGCUAACCUUAUGCCUAACCCUAACCACACUGCUAACCUUAUACCUAACCCUAACCACACUGCUAACCUUAUACCUAACCCUAACCACACUGCUAACCUUAUACCUAACCCUAACCACAUUGCUAACCCUAACCACACACCUAACCAAAAAGCUAAUUUAGUGGGAACCAAGCCCCUGAUUCCACUUCCGGUCUCUUCAGAUAUGCAGGUGCAGGACUUCCUGUUGCAGUCGCAGUGGGAUGUGGGUAACUCCAGUCACGGGGUGCGGCUCCGGCAGGCCUGCGUCCUAUUCGUCCAGAGCGGCGUCCAGCUACUUCCUGUUUUUACCCAGCAUGCAGCAGCCUUGGGCAACAGCAGUCUGGUGCGAGCCAACUUCAGCCAGCCCAACCCCAGCCGAAGCCAGCUGCAACAGUGGGGACGCAACCACGGCACCGGUGAGCCCCUCCAGUCCGGUGGCAGCGGGGAGCUGUUUGGGUCUGGCGAGGCCCAGGAAGAAGCCUUGCGGUGGAGCCAACGGCUGCAGAUGGCCCUGGUCAACACUGUGAACUUCCGGGGAGUGUGGCAGAAACAGUUCCUCUUCACUGACACCCAGAACCUUCCCUUCACCCUGUUGGACGGCAGCACCAUCAAGGUGCCCAUGAUGCACCAGGCCACAGAGGUCAACUUUGGUCAGUUCCGCACCUCGUCAGACCAGCGCUACACAGUUCUGGAGCUGCCGUACCUGGGCCGCUCCCUCAGUCUGUUGGUGGCUCUGCCCAGUGACAGGAAGACACCACUGUCCUCGCUGGAAUCCCAGCUAACCCCCAGCGCUGUGGCCACCUGGGACACUGGCCUCCGUAGAACCAAGAUGGAUGUCUUCCUCCCCAGGUUUAAAAUGCAGAACAGGUUCAACCUGAGGUUGGUUCUGCCGUCAAUGGGGGUCAGUGACGCCUUCAACCCAAUGGCAGCAGACUUCACUGGACUCUCAGCGGAGGAAGACCUAUAUGUGUCAGAUGCCUUUCAUGAGGCCAGGAUAGAGGUAACAGAGGACGGGACCAAGGCAGCUGCAGUAACAGCUAUGGUGCUACUCAAACGAUCCCGAGCUCCCGUCUUCAAAGCAGACAGACCUUUCUUCUUUCUCCUGCGACAAGUCAGCACAGGAUCUGUUCUAUUCAUGGGGCGUGUGGUGAAUCCAGCUGAUCAGGCACCCAAGGACCCCCUUACCCCCACCCUAGGACCCCCUUACCUCAACCCUAGGACCCCCUUACCUCCACCCUAGGACCCCCUUACCUCCACCCUAGGACCCCCUUACCUCCACCCUAGGACCCCCUUACCUCCACCCUAGGACCCCCUUACCUCCACCCAAGGACCCCCUUACCUCCACCCUAGUAUCCCCUUACCUCCACCCAAGGACCCCCUUACCUCCACCCAAGGACCCCCUUACCUCCACCCUAGUAUCCCCUUACCUCCACCCAAGGACCCCCUUACCUCCACCCAAGGACCCCCUUACCUCCACCCUAGGACCCCCUUACCUCCAUCCUAGUACCCCCUUACCUCAACCCUAGGACUUCAGCCCUAGGACCUCCCUCUUAGGACCCCCUUACCUCCAACCUAGGACCUCCACCCCCAGGACCCCCUUACCUCCACCCUAGGACCCCCUUACCUCCCCCUUACCUCCACCCUAGGACCCCCACCACCCCAGCUCAUAUUCAACCCCAACACACUACCCAUAUUUAUUGGGGACCAAUAAGAGGUUUCCAGACAUCAGGAAGAGGGACAAUAUUUGUUGUACAUAUCUGUAAAUAAAAUGUAAAUACAUCUGUGUUUUUCACCCAAAGUGUUUUGGUCAUUUACUUCUGUAGCGUAGGACUACUGGCUAUUUCCUGGUUGAUCCGUUGUCACGGAGAGGAUUCAGAAACUCUCACAUCCACCAAAUUA
Molecule: messenger RNA, 5728 nt
Organism: Salvelinus fontinalis (brook trout)
Lineage: Eukaryota; Metazoa; Chordata; Actinopteri; Salmoniformes; Salmonidae
Product: probable serpin E3
Exons: 5
Coding region: 1422-5069 (1215 amino acids)
Biological process (GO): negative regulation of endopeptidase activity
Molecular function (GO): serine-type endopeptidase inhibitor activity
Source: RefSeq, a predicted model, not a curated record